AUUUAUCGAAUUAGUGAACGUUUAUAUUAUUACAGUUAUAUCUGUUUUGUGUGAUUUUGGAUAUAUGUAUUUAUCUUACCAGGAAAAAACAACAAGCAGAUAAACAACAAACAGUGUUAUUUAAUUGGAAUUUGUAUUAGAAUCAAAGAGAAAGUAAUUCUGUAUGAAUAUAGAAAUAAGGUUUGACAUAUUUUGUAUAAAAACUUUAAAGUAUUUUAUCAUGAUACAUUAAACGCAUAUUCUCUGGUUGAAAAGGAAAUCUUAAUCGUUGAAUGAAAUUAAUAUCAUUUAUAAAUAAAGGCUUGGUACGAUUCAGAUAAAAGUAAUCAGUCUUAUCUAAAAUUGAGAUUUUACAAUUGAAAUAUUAACAUUCUUUCUCAAUGUGUCAAACUAAAUAAGAGUUAACGUGUACAUAAUUGAAGCUGGAACAACAUAUUUUGUAAUUUUACGUUCUAUAUGGGUUGCAGUAGGUUAAAUCAAUAAGUGGGAAACCUGAUAUGACGUACAUGUCAAUCGUAUCUACUCGGGUCUCGCCGUCAAUAGGUGACAAAAAAGAAGAAAGAAAAUAUAUACUGAAGAAGCAACCAAAAGGACAAAAUUAAACGAAGGUUCAUACACAAUAAUUACGUUUCAUUUUGUAUGUUCUAUGAAAGCUUCAUCCGGACUAUAUCCAUGUAAAUGAUAUGGGGUUGGACUAUUUAGGGCCAAUCAUACUUUUUACUUGUCUGAACAACGUUUUUGGUGUAAGUGUACCAUGUGGUGAAACAUAUCUUGCUAAAAAUGGUCACCAGUGUUACCCAUGCAGUGCGGGAUAUUAUAUAGUUUCGGAUUGUGUGAUAGACGGGGAACAGUCAAGAUGUAAACCUUGUGGAAACUGGGAAUAUCUUCCCAAGUGUGAUAAUUCAACACAGUGUAAGAAGUGUGAUCUGUUUUGUCAUGGAGGACAGAUUGAAAUUAAAGCAUGCACACCAUCCAGUAACCUACAAUGCCAGUGCAAAGAUGGUUAUUAUUGGAAACCGGACCCAGAUCGAAUUUGUACAAAACAUAGGAAAUGCAACCCUGGAGAAGGAUUAAAGACAAAAGGAACACCAUAUGAUGAUACAAUAUGCGAGCCAUGCAAAAACGGCACAUCAUAUUCCAAUUUGACUUCAUAUAACGAAUGCACACCAUGCUCUGUCUGCAAUAUAACGCAAAGAAGCUGUAACAAUAUCCAUGAUGCUGUUUGUGGCGGCAAACCGGGAGGCACGACGAACACUCCCGAAGCUGCUACUUAUAAAUCCUUGGUGAUAGCGUUAGGUGUAGUGGGUGGUGUUAUCUUUGUCGUCGUCGUAGUCGUUUUCCUCUGUAUCAGACACAGACAUAAUACUGGCAAUGGCAGAGUGCAGACGUCUAGUAAUAUUAGUAAUGGACGUGUAAACAUACCUCCAGAUAGCCAAUCCACCAAAAACUCGGACAAACGUAGUCCAGAUGUGACAGGUCGACAACAAAACGGUCUCAAUUGUCUAAGAGAUGUCAGAAAUGACACAAAUAAUAAGCCUACGUCCAGUAAUGAACUGCGAGAUGAAGGUGUUUCUAAAAACUCUAAAGAACUGGAAGGAAAUCAAUCUCUGAAAAAUCAUGACAAGGACGACGAAUGCUGUAUUGAUAUGACAGGCAACAAUGUGGCAUAUAGUUCUGGCAGUAAAGCAGCUGAUCCGUCAGUUCAGAAAGGAUCAUUAAAUGGACAAGCUAACGAAGAAUGGUCGACUGGGCGAAUUACCGCUAAUGAGAUGAACAAAAACUUUGAAGAAAAGAAAUUUGAGCCAGACAGCAAAACUGAUAAACCAGAUAGUACUGAACAAAUAUCUUUAAACAAUGGCAGUAACAUAUCUAAAACUGAGGCUCAUGAUGUAAAUGAAAUCGGCGCCAUAAACAACGACUAUAGCAAAGCUAAUGGAACUCUAUCCCACACGAGCAUAGAUGCUGCAGGUGUUCCCUCGAGACAUGUUCAACCAGAGACGUCAUCAUUGCAAAGUUCUAGAGAUAAUAGAAGAGAAACCAAAUUUUAUGCAACUGAUGAUAUCAAUACGGUUGAAACUGGGUGUAUCCCUUUAUUGGGAGCUGUAACUUCAGUUCAGUCAGACGGUAAUGGACAAUCUGAUAAUGGAAACGGGACAGUUUUAUCUGAUAAACGUUGUUAUGAAGUGUUUACCUUCAUGUCUCAACACUUAAAAUGGAACACGUUUUUGAAGUUCUACAGGCGACUUAUAGCGGACACAGAUAGUAAGGCGCUAUCAAAUGUUGAAGCUGAUAUUGAGCACACUCGUCAAGAAUGUCAGCCUGUCGAAGAGACAAUAUACCGGCUAAUGCAUAUCUGGAAACAGAGGAACCCUAAUGGCACAAUGCAAAGUAUUGUUGAGGCAUUAGACAAAUGUGAGGAGAAGCUCAUGUGCGAAAAACUAAUGUCAUUUAUAAACAAUCUUACAAAAACUGAUAAGGUUAAUGGUGCUUUAAAGAGUGAUAUUGUGCCAAACAUUGAUGAAAGACAUGCUCGUGGUGAGCUUUCUACAUCUGCACAGACUGUAGACAAUGGAGGAAUUGUGUAAGGAUGUGUUUAGGAAAGAAACCAUUCCUUAAACCAUGAGCUAUAUGAUAUAAUAAACUAGAGAGUUCCUGUAAGAAAUAAUUAAGCUCAAAUAAGCCAACCUAGACGUUAUUAAGGAAAAAAAAGAAAACAAACAAAAUACAAACAUAUUAAAAUAAAAGCCACAAAAGCACCGUAUAUGCUUGGCAGUUCUUCAUUUUCAGUAUAUUGUAUUCGGUGUACACUGUAUGUAAUUUUCAUACAUCUGCUAAAAUGACACUUAAAAAUGUAUUUUUUUCAGUUAUUUCACAUAAUUAUACAAAUUAUAUGCAUAAUAUAUUCGGUUUUGAUCUCAUUAUGUAGAUACUGUGUGAUUAGAUAUGAUAGACAUUGUUUCUUUCUUUUGUGUCAGUUUCCAUGCUGAAGUAUUAAGAGCCGCGCCAUAACAAAUCCAACAUAAUGCGUAUGCGACCAGCAUGGAUCCAGACCAGCCUGUGCAUCCACGCAGUCUGAUCAGGAUCCUUGCUGUUUGCAAUCAGUGUCUCCACUUGUUAUAGUGUUUGUAAGCGAACAGCAUGUAUCCUGAUCAGCCUGCGUGGAUGCACAGGCUGGUCUGGAUCCAUGCUAGCCGCAAACGCAUUAUGUUGGUUUUGUCAUGGCGCGGCUCUUAUUAUUAUUAUUAUUAGUAGUAGUAGUAUGUUGUGCCAAAGGGAAACUUGAAAUUGUCACAUAUUCUUAAUCAUCAGCAACUUUGCUGUUGAAUUUUACCGUAAAAGCAAUAUACAUUUCGUGUUCUCUCAGCUGGAACAAGGUAGUCUUGCUACCAUGUGUUAACAAUCUUUUUUACAAACAAUUUGUACGAUAUUUUAAAAUAUUGCCGCUGAACCUCAUAUCAAGUUUUUCGAUUAUUGAAUUCUUCCUAGUCUGGUGCUAGUUUGCUUUAGAGAUAUUUAGUUGUUCUUUGUAUAUCUAGAAUAGUUAGUAAGUUAAUUAUUAUCUUGAUAUACGUAAAUGCUCCCUACUUGAGGGGCCUGCCUUCUGUAGAAUGUUUAAUAUAAGAAUAAAGGGUUUAGUAAGGCGACCUUUAAUGUUCUAUUUUGUUCAUUUUAUAGAUUGUCAUCAUAAUUUGUAAACGCAAUCAGGUUAAAUUUAAUAUUUAAGUAUUGUUUAAAUUCCAUUAUUUUCUACUAAAUAUGGGUAUUCAGUGUUGAUAUUCGUUGUUUUUAUAUAGAGUUUACCAAAAUUAGAAAUAAAUUAAUUAUUGAUAUAUGUUUAA
Molecule: messenger RNA, 3839 nt
Organism: Ruditapes philippinarum (Manila clam)
Lineage: Eukaryota; Metazoa; Mollusca; Bivalvia; Venerida; Veneridae
Exons: 8
Coding region: 684-2585 (633 amino acids)
Biological process (GO): signal transduction
Molecular function (GO): protein binding
Source: RefSeq, a predicted model, not a curated record